UUCCGCCGCUCAGCGAUGCUUUUCCACGGAAUCUCGGGGGGUGAGAUGCAGGGAGUUAUAGAGGAGAUGGAAAGACGGUCGAAGAUGGAGCCAGCCAACAGUGCGGGGAUAGAGAUGGGGGAAAAAGACACGACUAUGCCGUCUCUUAGCGGCGACCGGCCCGCUCUCUGCGCCGGCUGUGGGGGCAAAAUCUCAGAUCGUUACUACCUCCUGGCCGUGGACAAGCAGUGGCAUAUGCGCUGCCUUAAGUGCUGCGAAUGUAAGCUGGCCCUGGAGUCCGAGCUGACUUGCUUCGCUAAGGACGGCAGCAUCUACUGCAAAGAAGAUUAUUACAGGAGAUUCUCCGUACAAAGGUGCGCCAGAUGUCACCUCGGGAUCUCAGCGUCGGAGAUGGUGAUGAGAGCCAGGGACUUGGUCUACCAUUUGAACUGUUUCAUAUGUACCACGUGCAACAAAAUGCUGGCGACCGGAGAUCACUUCGGCAUGAAGGACAGUCUGGUGUACUGCAGGGUGCACUUCGAGACACUGAUUCAGGGCGAUUUUCAGGCGCACUUCAACCACGCGGACGUGGGCUCCAAGAGCGGCGGCACUCUGGGGUUACCCUUCUACAACGGCAUGAACACGGUGCAGAAGGGCCGGCCGCGGAAGAGGAAGAGCCCAGGGCCCGGGGCUGACCUGGCGGCUUACAACGCAGCAUUGAGUUGUAAUGAAAAUGCUGGUGACCACAUGGAGAGAGAGCAGCAGUAUCCUCCCGCCCAGAAGACAAAACGCAUGCGCACUUCCUUUAAGCAUCAUCAGCUGAGAACCAUGAAAUCUUACUUCGCCAUUAACCACAAUCCCGACGCAAAGGACCUGAAGCAGCUAGCGCAGAAGACCGGUCUUACAAAGCGAGUUCUGCAGGUUUGGUUCCAAAAUGCACGAGCAAAGUUCAGGAGGAAUCUGUUACGGCAAGAAAAUGCAGGGGUUGAUAAAGCAUCCGACGGCACUUCGCUUCAAGCAGGAACGCCGUCCGGUCCAGCGUCAGAAAUUUCCAACGCCUCUCUCAGUCCUUCAAGCACCUCCACUACAUUAACUGACUUGACUAACCCUUCUAUGCCAACCGUGACGUCGGUCCUGACGUCAGUGCCUGGUAACCUUGAAGCUCACGAUUCCCGAAGUCCCACACAAACUACACUAACAAACCUUUUCUGAGAACACUCUUUUACACGAUUCCCACGGAGAAGAGGAAAUUCC
Molecule: messenger RNA, 1233 nt
Organism: Hypanus sabinus (Atlantic stingray)
Lineage: Eukaryota; Metazoa; Chordata; Chondrichthyes; Myliobatiformes; Dasyatidae
Product: LIM/homeobox protein Lhx2-like
Exons: 5
Coding region: 16-1191 (391 amino acids)
Biological process (GO): neuron differentiation; regulation of transcription by RNA polymerase II
Cellular component (GO): nucleus
Molecular function (GO): RNA polymerase II transcription regulatory region sequence-specific DNA binding; DNA-binding transcription factor activity, RNA polymerase II-specific
Source: RefSeq, a predicted model, not a curated record